AUGACGAUAUCAGCACUCUACGGAUUUGGUCAGCCCAUAACAAACUUGCAGAUCGACUCGGCUGUUAAAGCUGUGUACUAUGAGAUGAUCGGCCAGACAUUUGCUGUGCUGGGAAUGGCAAUUGCGAAGAUUUCACUCGGCCUUUUCCUACUUCGCAUUGUGGUGAAGCAAUGGCAUCGAAUUUCUAUCUGGUUCUGCAUGGUGACACUAGCCGCGAUUUCGGUAAUGACAAGUAUUACUUUCUGGCUUCAACGCUACCCGGCUGAGGCUAUCUACGAUCCGCGCGUGCCAGGCCGCACUUUGCUAUCUGUCACGCCUUUCGCACUUGCGCUUGGGAUUUGGUGUGCUGUUGUGGACUUCUAUCUUGCUCUUCUUCCAUGGAUUUUCAUUUGGAAUUUGAACAUGAAAUUCAAGGAGAAAAUGUCUAUUGCGAUAAGUUUGAGCCUAGGCUUUAUCGCCUGUGCCUGCGGAAUUAUUCGAUCAGUUGAUAUUGUGGGCAUGAACAGUAGCAAUUACACCGGUAUGGAACUCCGACGGGUGGCCACCAUCGGACUCAUUGUUUGGUCGGCCGUCGAGUUAGCUGUCACCCUCAUCUGUGUUGGUAUUCCUACCGUCCGGCCUCUCUAUCGUGUCAUAGUUCAUGGAUCAAAACCGGAAAGCUCAAAUGGUAGGUAUAACCAGCAACCUGGCUCGGAUCAUUCGUCGCGUUUCCGCAUGCGAAACCUGAUGAAAGACAACAGUUUGUUCAGCAUGACACAAGAGGGACAGACGGAGUCAUAUAUCACCCGCAAUGACAAUAAGAGUGACGAAGAAGUUUUGGUGGGUCAUAAUGGAACCACUCAUGAUGGCAUUAUUGUGCGAGAGGAUGUGACUGUGGAAACAGGGAAGCGAUAUUGA
This is a messenger RNA of Penicillium cosmopolitanum, 897 nucleotides long. RefSeq lists its product as uncharacterized. Bases 1 to 897 code for a protein of 298 amino acids. The transcript has 4 exons. NCBI's taxonomy places the organism in Eukaryota, Fungi, Ascomycota, Eurotiomycetes, Eurotiales, Aspergillaceae. The record is from RefSeq and is a predicted model, not a curated record.